Messenger RNA from Diuraphis noxia (Russian wheat aphid), 1017 nucleotides. RefSeq names its product alpha-(1,6)-fucosyltransferase-like. Gene Ontology annotation, molecular function: protein binding; alpha-(1->6)-fucosyltransferase activity. The record is from RefSeq and is a predicted model, not a curated record. Lineage: Eukaryota; Metazoa; Arthropoda; Insecta; Hemiptera; Aphididae. Gene Ontology annotation, biological process: protein N-linked glycosylation.
AUGGACAAAUGGAAAAUUAUAAACGGCCCGUCUGAAGGAUACGAAGUGUUACGUCGCCGAAUUUAUUCAAACACAAAAGAAUUUUGGUACUACGUAAGUUUUUCGUUACAAUCGUUGGCUAACGAAAUCAAAGAUUUAGAACCGACAAUUUCUCAUAUGAAAAUAAUGGUCGACGAACACUAUAGAUCAUUAUUGAGAGACRUCGCAAAGCUGGCCGAUGUCGAUGGUUAUUCACAGUGGAGGUGGAAAGAAUUUGACUCUUUGAGUAAACUAGUCGAAAAGAGAAUUCAACAUACGCAGAAUCCACCCGACUGUGCCAAAGCUAAAAAGCUUCAGUGUAAUUUCGUCGAGUUUGUUUGCCCCCAAAGGAAUUGUUGUGGAUAUGGAUGUCGUGUACACCAUUUUGUCAAGUGCUUGAUUGUCGCCUACGCCACUGAGAGGACAAUGAUUAUAGGCAUAAUAAACUAUAACUUGCCCGAACACGCUGCCAAGCAUUUAAAUCCUCCUUACAUUCCGGUCGUGUUGCCUGAGGACUUAGCUAAACGAAUAAACGUUUUGCACGGCGAUCCCGCUGUAUGGUGGAUAGGACAGUUCUUUAAAUACAUCUUCCGGCUGCAACCAACCACUAGCAAAGUAUUUGACGAAUUUGCCAAGCGAGUGCAUUUCAAAAAACCAAUUGUCGGUGUGCAUAUCAGACGAUCCGACAAACUCCUCCUUGAAGCUUCGUUCCACAAACUCGAAGAAUAUAUGUAUCACGUUGAAGAAUAUUACAAACUCAAGGAAUUAAACGGCGAAUACUACACGAAACGAAUUUAUUUGGCAACUGACGAUGCAACACUGUUUAAUGAAGCUCGACUUAAAUAUCCUGAAUACGAUAUUAUCGGAGAUCGAGAAAUAUCCAAAACUGCAGGGAUCCUUARUAAACGAGAGUUGGACAGUUCGAUUAUGGAUAUCAUCACCGACGUAUAUUUUCUAUCUCAUCACUGUGACUACUUAGUUUGUACUUUUUCGUCAAAU